Messenger RNA from Xyrauchen texanus (razorback sucker), 864 nucleotides. RefSeq names its product actin-related protein 2/3 complex subunit 3-B-like. Gene Ontology annotation, molecular function: actin filament binding. The transcript is spliced from 7 exons. NCBI's taxonomy places the organism in Eukaryota, Metazoa, Chordata, Actinopteri, Cypriniformes, Catostomidae. Gene Ontology annotation, biological process: regulation of actin filament polymerization; Arp2/3 complex-mediated actin nucleation. Bases 131 to 667 code for a protein of 178 amino acids. Gene Ontology annotation, cellular component: cytoskeleton; Arp2/3 protein complex. The record is from RefSeq and is a predicted model, not a curated record.
CCUCACUGGUCAUUCUCGGAUGUUGUACUGGAAUCUCCUCCGUAGACACUUCCUGUACCGUUGUUGGGUGGGAUAGCGGAAGCGUUCACAAUAAAUCUUCCCUGCCACAUUUGGGACAUAUUUUACCAAAAUGCCGGCUUACCACUCAAACCUGAUGGAUGCAGACACUAAAAUGGUGGGGAAUAUGGCAUUACUGCCUCUCAAAACACAGUUUAAGGGUCCUGCUGCUAAAGAAACUAAAGACACAGAUAUUAUCGAUGAGGCCAUCUACUACUUCAAAGCCAAUGUUUUCUUCAAGAACUAUGAAAUUAAGAACGAGGCUGACCGAACUUUGAUCUACACUACUCUUUACAUCUCUGAAUGCCUCAAGAAGCUCCAAAAGUGUAGUUCAAGGGGCCAAGGAGAGAAAGAGAUGUACACACUGGGAAUUACCAACUUCCCGAUCCCUGGAGAACCUGGCUUUCCCCUGAAUGCAAUGUAUGCUAAACCCUGCAACAAACAGGAGGAAGAAACAAUGAGGGCUUACCUGCAACAAAUUCGACAGGAGACAGGACUGAGAUUGUGUGACCGUGUGUUUGACCCUCAGACAGACAAACCAAGCAAAUGGUGGGUGUGCUUUGUAAAGAAACAGUUCAUGAACAAAAGUCUGUCUGCACCUGGCCAGUAAGAAACAUCUCAGGAUCUCUCUUGGGAAGCGAAUGGCAUUUUUCUUUGAUGUCUGUUUUUGUUUUUUCUUCAAUGUGUGCGACUGUGUUCAACCAGAUUCUGUAGAAGAUAAUUUUUUUACUUGUGAUGUCAUACAUAAUGUAAAAUAGGAGCAGAUCAAAUAAAAUCUGUUAAAGACAAAGUGUCUCUUGCCAUGAA